Leptonychotes weddellii (Weddell seal) is the source of this 5102-nucleotide messenger RNA. Lineage: Eukaryota; Metazoa; Chordata; Mammalia; Carnivora; Phocidae. The record is from RefSeq and is a predicted model, not a curated record.
ACAGGUUCCCCACCUGCGCCCGGGCGCUCUGGCCGCCCCGCCUCUGCCCAACGGGCGUUGUAGGAUGACAGGGUUGGCGGGCCCCGGGCCGGCCGAGGAAUUCACGAGGCGCUCACGUUCACCUCCAACGCUAACUCCGCCUAUUUAAUCCCGGCGGCUCCCCCUCUUCUCCCGGCUCCUGCCCGCCCCUUUCGCCCUGGUGGUAGGAAACAUUCCGGUCCCAACUCGACGUGUCCGGAAAGCUCUGGCCAGUUUCCCUUUCGUUCUGCGAUCGCUGCUGCCAGCCGCGAGGCUUUCUCAGACCGGCAGGCGCAGCUGCCGUGGGUGAGGCGCCUGGGGGCCGCAGGCUGAGCGGCGGGGCGCCCCGAGCACUAUGCUGGACCCGUCUUCCAGUGAAGAGGAAUCGGACGAAGCAUUAGAAGAGGAGAGCCGAGAUGUGCUGGUGGCGGCCGGCGGCUCGCAGCGAGCGCCACCGGCCCCGGCUCGCGAAGGGCGGCGGGACGCGCCGGGGCGCGCGGGCGGCGGCAGCGCGGCCAGACCAGUGAGCCCAAGCCCCUCGGUGCUCAGCGAGGGGCGAGACGAGCCCGAGAGGCAACUGGAUGAGGAGCAGGAGCGGAGGAUCCGCCUGCAGCUCUACGUCUUCGUGGUGAGGUGCAUCGCGUACCCUUUCAACGCUAAGCAGCCCACCGACAUGGCCCGGAGGCAGCAGAAGCUUAACAAGCAACAAUUGCAGUUACUGAAAGACCGGUUCCAGGCCUUCCUCAACGGAGAAACCCAAAUUGUGGCUGAUGAAGCAUUUUGCAAUGCAGUUCGGAGUUACUACGAGGUUUUUCUGAAGAGUGAUCGAGUGGCCAGAAUGGUUCAGAGUGGAGGGUGUUCUGCUAAUGACUUCAGAGAGGUGUUUAAGAAAAACAUAGAAAAACGUGUGCGGAGUCUGCCAGAAAUUGAUGGCUUGAGCAAAGAGACGGUGCUUAGUUCAUGGAUAGCUAAAUAUGAUGCCAUUUACAGAGGUGAAGAGGAUAUGUGCAAACAGUCCAAUAGAAUGGUCCUAAGUGCUGUGUCUGAACUUAUUCUGAGCAAGGAGCAACUCUAUGAGAUGUUUCAGCAGAUUCUGGGUAUUAAAAAACUAGAACACCAACUCCUUUAUAAUGCAUGUCAGCUGGAUAAUGCAGAUGAACAAGCAGCCCAGAUCAGAAGGGAACUUGAUGGUCGUUUGCAGUUGGCAGAGAAAAUGGCAAAGGAAAGAAAUUUCCCCAAAUUUAUAGCAAAAGAAAUGGAGAAUAUGUAUAUAGAAGAGUUGCGGUCUUCAGUGAAUUUGCUAAUGGCCAAUUUGGAAAGUCUUCCAGUUUCGAAAGGUGGUCCAGAAUUUAAAUUACAAAAAUUAAAACGUUCACAGAAUUCUGCAUUUUUGGACAUAGGCGAUGAGAAUGAGAUUCAGCUGUCAAAGUCCGAUGUGGUGCUGUCGUUCACCUUAGAGAUUGUCAUAAUGGAAGUGCAAGGUUUGAAGUCCGUUGCUCCCAAUCGAAUUGUUUACUGUACAAUGGAAGUGGAAGGAGGAGAAAAACUUCAGACAGACCAGGCUGAAGCCUCAAGGCCACAAUGGGGAACUCAAGGUGAUUUCACCACCACCCAUCCUCGGCCUGUGGUCAAAGUAAAACUCUUCACGGAAAGCACUGGGGUCCUGGCCCUUGAAGAUAAAGAACUGGGAAGGGUGAUAUUAUACCCAACUUCUAAUAGCUCCAAGUCAGCUGAGUUGCACCGAAUGAUAGUUCCAAAAAAUAGCCAGGACUCUGACUUAAAAAUCAAAUUAGCAGUGCGAAUGGAUAAACCACCACAUAUGAAACAUAGUGGAUAUCUGUAUGCCCUAGGACAGAAGGUUUGGAAAAGAUGGAAAAAACGUUACUUUGUUCUUGUUCAGGUUAGCCAAUACACAUUUGCUAUGUGCAGUUAUAGAGAAAAAAAGUCUGAACCACAAGAACUAAUGCAACUUGAAGGAUACACUGUGGAUUACACAGACCCCCACCCAGGCCUUCAGGGUGGUCAUAUGUUCUUUAAUGCAGUUAAAGAAGGAGACACUGUGAUAUUUGCCAGUGAUGAUGAACAGGAUAGAAUAUUAUGGGUUCAGGCCAUGUAUAGGGCCACAGGUCAGUCAUAUAAACCCAUUCCUGCGAUUCAAACCCAGAAACUGAAUCAUAAAGGUGGGACUCUCCAUGCAGAUGCUCAGCUUUCUGGUAAGGAUGCAGACCGUUUUCAGAAACAUGGUAUGGAUGAGUUUAUUUCUGCUAAUCCUUGCAAGCUUGACCACGCCUUCCUUUUUAGAAUACUGCAGAGGCAGACUUUGGAUCACAGACUGAAUGAUUCCUAUUCUUGCUUAGGUUGGUUUAGCCCUGGCCAAGUCUUUGUGUUAGAUGAGUACUGUGCCCGUUAUGGUGUGAGAGGCUGUCACAGACAUCUCUGCUACCUUACAGAACUGAUGGAACAUUCAGAAAAUGGUGCUGUCAUUGACCCAACCCUGCUCCAUUACAGCUUUGCAUUCUGCGCCUCUCAUGUGCACGGCAACAGGCCUGAUGGAAUUGGAACUGUUUCAAUGGAAGAAAAAGAGAGAUUUGAGGAGAUAAAAGAAAGACUCUCUUCCCUUUUAGAAAAUCAGAUAAGCCAUUUCAGAUACUGUUUUCCCUUUGGACGACCUGAAGGUGCUCUGAAAGCUACGCUUUCAUUACUUGAAAGGGUUUUAAUGAAAGAUAUCGCCACUCCCAUACCAGCUGAAGACGUGAAAAAAGUGGUCAGAAAAUGUCUCGAGAAAGCAGCCUUGAUCAAUUACACUAGACUCACAGAAUACGCCAAAAUAGAAGGCCCAGCAGAAAAGGAAGCAGAGACCAUGAACCAGGCACCUCCUGCUAGAAAGCUGGAAGAGGUUCUUCAUCUAGCAGAGCUCUGCAUAGAAGUCUUACAGCAGAAUGAAGAGCACCAUGCAGAGGGAAGAGAGGCAUUUGCCUGGUGGCCUGAUUUAUUGGCAGAGCAUGCAGAGAAAUUCUGGGCUUUAUUCACAGUAGAUAUGGAUACUGCACUGGAGGCCCAACCACAAGACUCCUGGGAUAGUUUUCCUCUUUUCCAACUGCUCAAUAAUUUCCUCAGAAAUGACACACUUUUAUGUAAUGGAAAAUUUCACAAACAUUUGCAAGAAAUCUUUGUGCCCUUGGUUGUCCGCUAUGUCGAUCUCAUGGAGUCCUCCAUCGCCCAGUCAAUUCACAGAGGUUUUGAGCAAGAGACAUGGCAGCCUGUCAAGAAUAUCGCCAACAGUCUUCCCAAUGUAGCUCUUCCAAAAGUUCCAAGUCUGCCUCUUAAUCUUCCACAGAUUCCUAGCUUUUCUACUCCUUCAUGGAUGGCUUCUUUAUAUGAGUCCACCAAUGGCUCAGCAACAUCAGAAGACCUUUUUUGGAAACUCGAUGCACUGCAAAUGUUUGUCUUUGAUCUGCACUGGCCAGAACAAGAAUUUGCCCACCACUUAGAGCAAAGACUUAAACUAAUGGCCAGUGAUAUGAUAGAGGCCUGUGUCAAAAGAACAAGAACUGCAUUUGAAGUCAAGCUGCAGAAGGCAAGCAAAACCACUGACUUGCGCAUUCCUGCCUCCGUGUGUACAAUGUUUAAUGUAUUAGUCGAUGCCAAAAAGCAAAGCACCAAACUUUGUGCCCUGGAUGGAGGACAAGAGUUUGGUAGUCAAUGGCAACAAUACCAUUCAAAAGUAGAUGAUUUGAUUGACAACGCUGUAAAAGAAAUCAUUUCACUGCUAGUUUCAAAGUUUGUUUCAGUGUUGGAAGGGGUGUUAUCUAAACUGUCAAGAUAUGAUGAAGGCACUUUCUUUUCAUCCAUUCUGUCAUUCACUGUAAAAGCAGCUGCAAAAUAUGUCGAUGUUCCAAAACCAGGAAUGGAUCUGGCAGACACCUAUAUUAUGUUUGUUCGGCAAAACCAGGAUAUUCUUCGAGAAAAGAUCAAUGAGGAAAUGUAUAUAGAAAAGCUGUUUGAUCAAUUCACGGGCUUCGUGGUGACACUCAGCUGCGGCAGGUACAGAAGGUCUUGCUGCGUCAUCCUCUCUGCCAUGGUCUGUUGUGUCAGUGUUCACUAUUCUCUCUUCUUCCUCCAGAAAACAUACAGGGACUUCCGACUGCAGGGUGUGUUAGAAGGCACACUGAACAGUAAGACCUAUGAUACUCUGCACAGACGGUUAACAGUGGAGGAGGCUACAGCCUCUGUCUCAGAAGGAGGAGGACUUCAGGGCAUCACCAUGAAAGACAGUGAUGAAGAAGAAGGCUGAUAACCGCCAGUGCUGUAGGAAGAAGGAGGAUGUUGACCUUGUUUAUUUUGUAAUUACAUUGAUUGUCUGGACCCAAUAAAAAUGCUUGUAUUCCCCUCCACUUUGUAAAGAGUCAACCUGGAAGCAGAGUAAAAGGGGAAAAUGCCAAGUUUUUUUGGUUUUUGUUUUUAACGUCCAGCCUCUUCUGUGCAGCUUGACCUAAAAUGAGCUUUGGCUUUGUUUGUGAUUGGAACAUGAUUUUUUGGUUUUUUAGAAGCUUUGACUUUUUCUUCUGUAAUUACAUCAAAGUAGUGUCCUCUGUGUGAAAUGAGAUCUGCAUUUCUCAUAGUAGACAUUGUGAGAAGAAGCCACUUCGGAUCACUGUGCCAGCUCCAUUGUCCCCUUGUUAAAAUGGUGUGUAUUUAAUAGUUUAUCAUUUCUGUGUCAGGGUUGUUUUUUUUUUCGUAGUUAAUUUGCCAUUGCUGUGAUGUGUGUAAAAACUUUAACCUUGGUUCUUAGUACUCUGAGUUCAUCUGCCGGCUUAAAGGACUGCCAAACCAAAUAUAGACUAGAUCCUCCAUCAGCUUGUGUCUUGUUCUAUUCUGAACAUAUCUUUCAAGUUAAAAAAAAAAAAUCCCAAAGCGUAAGGUAGUAAAUGCGCUGCGAUCCACAUACCGCAUUCUCCUACUUCUAAGUGUAACAGCUUGCAGGCAAUAAAAAUCUAUUUGGUCAAAACCACUUCUGUAUUUAUUAGACUUAUAUAAAUUAAAUGCAGUAAAAAAUGUUUGCAGUAUUACAGACAUCCCAACAA